UUGGGAGGAGGCGACCGGAGCGGAGCGGAGCCCCUCGGAUCUGAGGGCGGUAAUUUAUUUGCCCCAGCCUUUGCUCCAGAUUACUUGCGAUGUUAGGCUGAAAUUACAACGUGGACGCCGGCUUCGUUCGUGGUGAACGCGAAUAAACCGUUUCGUACUGAUCUGCGGGACUGACGUCUGUCAGCGGCUGAGAGUGAAUCAUCUGUAGCCUGGCUAACGUUAACGCUACAGCGGGGAUGCGUCGCCACUGAACCGGAGGCCUAAAACUACAUUUUCUUAUUAACCGUUUGAAUCUCAACACAUCAACUUUCUCUCGCACGAUGGAGGAAAUCCUACGGAAGCUCCAGAAAGAAGCCUCCGGGAACAAAUACAAAGCUAUUCGGGAUGCCUGCACCUCUGCUUGUGAAACCCUAGAGGCUCAAAAUGGACCGGUGAAGACCUCAGCGGCAAAGCUCAGGGAGAGAUGUCUCUUCCCACUUCGUCUGGCUCUGGAGUCCAAAAACCCCAAGUUGGCCCAAACAGCUCUCAUGGGGAUGCAGAAGAUACUUUGCGAGGAUCACUUUGUUGCUGCGGAAACAGAAGCGCCGGAGAAGCAGCUGCUGAGUCAGAUGCUGAAGGCCAUCAGUGUGACGCCAACCCUCCACGAAGACCUACAGGUUGAAGUGAUGAAGGUCUUGCUCUGCAUCACCUAUUCCUCCACCUUUGAGAUCAAUGGCAAGAACAUCUUGAGGAUUGCGGAGGUGUGUGUCGAGACGUACAUAUCGAGUUGUCAUCAGCGCAGCAUCAACACCGCAGUGAGGGCCACACUCAGUCAGAUACUUGGAGACCUCACUCUUCAGCUUCACAGGCAGGAGGGCUUGGGGGCAGAUGGAGUGGAGAUUUCUGUGCCUACAUCCCAGCGAAAAGACAUCUCUCCCACCACUGCUGCGCUGUAUGAGGACGUGGUAACUGUCCUCACUGUGUUCUGCGAAAAACUAGAGUCAGUUUCAAGUGAGAAUCAGCUGCUGCAGCUGCUGUAUCUGGAGUGCAUUCUGUCUAUGCUCAGCAGCUGCCCUCCCACAAUGCACCUGCACCGUAACUUCACCGACCUCGUCUGGAAACAGCUGUGUCCAACUCUGGUGGUGAUCAUGGGGAACCCUGUCAAUGAUAAAACAAUCACCUCUGCUCAUGGAGGGGCAUCCCAAGAGUCAGACUCUGCUUGUGGUGCAGGGGUGACUGACCAGGGCCGGGGAUCUGGCUGCUCCUCUAGUGCCCCUGCCAUGAUCGGACCGGUGGUCCGCACCAUCUGCUACAUCGCAGCGGAGCUGGUCCGGCUGGUAGGCUGUGUGGAGUCCAUGAAGCCUGUGCUGCAGUCUCUAUACCACCGCAUCUUGCUCUACCCACCCCCACAGCACAGAGUGGAGGCUAUCAAGAUCAUGAAGGAGAUCCUUGGGAGCCCACAGCGUUUGUUUGACCUGGCUGGUCCGUGUGUCCUCGAGCAUGAGACCAGGAAGAGAUCGUUCUCCAAAAGAAAGUCUCAUCUCGACCUCCUUAAACUAGUGAUGGAUGGCAUGACGGAGGCUUGUGUGAAGGGCGGUAUUGAGGCCUGCUACUCCUCUGUUUCCUGUGCCUGUGCCUUACUGGGUGCUCUGGAUGAGCUCAGCCAGGGGCGCGGCCUGCAGCCCGACCAGGCGCAGCUUCUGCUGAGGCGACUGGAUGAUUUGAAGGAAGGGGUGGAGUCUGCGCGGGAGUCUGUGGAGUUGAACGAGGCUGACUUCCGCUGGCAGCGGCGCGUGCUGUCCUCUGAGAAUGCACCAUGGGAGCCGGGCAUUCCAGAGCGCAGCCCUGAUAUUAGCAUCAGUGUCACCACAGAGACAGGACAAACAACGAUGGCGGGGGAGCUGAGCCAGACCACUCCAGAGGAAUGUGGGGAGGAGCCACGGUUGACUUCGCCCUCUUCUGGCAGAGGAGCGGCCGCUCCAGACCUGCCAUCGUGUGCGAGGGAAAGCGGUGGCCACGAGGCUCCACCCCCCAGUGCUGCCCCUCCUGACGUGGUGCAGCGCAGCCAUGGCCUGGCCUACCCGGACAUCACCAACUUCCUGUCGGUGGAGUCCCGGGCACGUUCGCAUGGCUCGCGCUACAGUGAGAGCAACUUCAGCAUGGAUGAGCAAGAGCUGUCGCGCACAGAGUUUGACUCUUGCGAUCAGUACUCCAUGGCUGCCGAGAAGGACUCUGGACGCUCCGACGUCUCGGACAUGGGCUCGGACAACUGCUCGCUGGCCGACGAGGAGCAGACACCGCGCGACUGCCCAGGCCACCGCUCUCUGCGGACGGCUGCGCUCUCACUCAAGCUGCUGAAGAACCAGGAGGCGGACCAGCAGAGCGCACGGCUUUUCGUCCAGUCCCUGGCCGCCCUGCUUCCGCGUCUGCUGGCCCUACAUAACUCUGCCGAUGUCGAAGUCUCCCUCCAGAACUUCUCUUCCACCUUCUGCACUGGCUUGCAAGCAGGGGGUAUCUGCUCUCCUGGCUUUCAGGGCAGUGACAAUCUGAGUUGUCAGGCUUUGAUGAAUGCUGAUGGACUUUACUUGGUGUCUUACUACGCCUUGCUUCUCAACCUCAAACUUUGCACUUGUGAUUACUACCACCGGAAACCCACGCCAGCCCUUGUCACUCUGAAAGACUUUGUGCGUCAGAUCCAGAGCAGUGGGGUGUUGGUGGUGCUCUCUCAGGCCUGGAUAGAGGAGCUGUACCACCAAGUCUUGGAGAGGAAUCUGCUGGGGGAGGCUGGCUACUGGAGCUCUCCUGAGGACCACUCUCUACCCCUCAUCACCAUGCUCACAGACAUUGAUGGUCUUGGCAGCAGUGCUAUCGGAGGUCAGCUGAUCAGAAGAGCCUCCACACAGUCGCCCUUCAACAGCGAUAAGAGCGGGAGUAACACCAUGAUAGCAGGUGUGGUCUUUGCCCGAUACAUCCUGACUGGCUGCUGGAAGAACCUGAUCGAUACGCUGUCCACGCCACUGACUGGCCGCAUGGCAGGUAGUUCACGGGGGCUGGCCUUUAUCCUAGGUGCAGAAGGGGUGAAGGUCCAGAACCAGAGAGAGAGAGACACCAUCUGCCUCAGCCUGGACGGGCUGCGCAAGGCAGCCGCGCUCAGCUGCGCUCUGGGUGUGGCUGCCAACUGUGCUUCAGCUGUAGCCCAGAUGGCAGCGGCUUCCUGUGUGCAGGAGGAGAAGGAGGAGAGGGAUCUAGCUGAGAUUGGAGAUGCCAUUACUCAAGUUAAGCAGCGAAUGGAGCAGAAGCUGGAGCAGAUGGGCCGUUGUCAGGGAGUGAGGCUGCACACGGCUCACGUGCUCUGCAUGGACGCCAUCCUCAACGUGGGUUUGGAGAUGGGCAGCCAUAAUCAUGACUGCUGGCCGCACGUCUUCAGGGUGAUUGAGUACGUGAGCUCGCUGGAGCACACUCACUUCAGAGAUGGGAGCUCGCAGCCUCCACUGGCCAUCACUCAGGCGCAGCAGGCUGUGGCGGCGCUGGUGGAUCCGGGGCUGGAGCUGAGCGCUGAACCCAUCCCGGAGCUAGAGCUGAGCAUGGGGAACCCGGUAAUCCAGCCCGUGUCCAUCCAGGAGCUGCUGCGUGAGAGCAGCCACGCUAAAGGAUUUGACCUGCGGGGAGGCAGUCUGCUCACAAGCACCAACGCCGCCAAGGCCGUGUGCACACUGUCCACUCAGGCUGACCGACUGUUUGAAGAUGCUGUGAGCAAACUUAACCUGGUGGGUCUAGUGGGUUUCCUACACCAGCUGAGGAAAGCCUCCCAAUCACAGCUUUUUGACUCGGUCACAGAGACGGGAGACUACUCUUUAGCCAUGCCAGGAGAGGCGAAGUCCACUCAGGAGAAGCGUAGUGCUCUGCACCUCUUCAGGCUGGGUGAGGCCAUGCUUCGCAUCGUGAGGAACAAGAGUAGACCCCUGCUACACAUGAUGAGAGCUUGGAGUGUAGUGGCUCCUCAUCUGGUGGAGGCCGCCUGUCAUAAAGAACGACAUGUUUCUCAGAAAGCUGUUUCUUUUAUCCACGAUGUGUUGCUGGAGGUUUUGAGCACCUGGGCAGAGCUGCCACACUUCCAUUUUAACGAGGCACUGUUCCGGCCAUUCGAGCACAUCAUGCAGCUGGAGUUGUGCGAUGAGGAUGUUCAGGAUCAGGUUAUUACCUCCAUUGGGGAGCUGGUGGAGCUGUGCUCUCCUCAGAUUCAGUCUGGCUGGAGGCCGCUCUUCAGCGCGCUCCGCACCGUGCAUGGAAGCAAGACUGACGUGAAGGACUAUCUGAUUGGAGAAUACUCUAUGGGCAAAUCCCAAGCACCUGUGUUUGAUGUCUUUGAAGCCUUCAUUAAUACAGACAACAUUCAGGUGUUUGCCAACGCAGCAACUGACUACAUCAUGUGCCUUAUGAAGUUUGUGAAGGGGUUAGGAGAAGCGGAUUACAAGGAGAUUGGGGAUUGUGUUCACAUGAAUGGAUACAGCUCUACAGACCUGUGCCUUCCUGCACUGGACUACCUGAGGAAGUGCUCACAGCUAUUAGCCAAAAUUUACAAGAUGCCUUCCAAGCCAGUAUUUCUCGGGGCGCGGCUGGCUAGUCUGCCCAUGAGAGCACAGGAACGGUCUGUGAACAGCGAAGAUGGCGUGGACUGUGUUCUAGCAGAAUUUGAUGAUGACACAGGUCUGAUCCAGGUGUGGAUCCUCCUGUUGGAGCAGCUGACUGCAGCUGUGUCUAACUGCCCCCGCCAGCAUCAACCGCCCACCCUGGAACUGCUGUUUGAGCUUCUCCGAGAGGUCACCAAGACACCAGGCCCAGGCUUUGCCAUUUUCUCAGUCAUCCAGCUCCUUCUUCCAGUCAUGUCACUAUGGCUGCAGCGUAGCCACGGAGAUUACUCGUACUGGGAUGUCGCUGCUGCUAACUUUAAGCAUGCCAUCGGGCUCUCCUGUGAGCUGGUAGUAGAGCACGUCCAAACUUUCAUACAUUCAGACAUGGGCUAUGAAAAUCUCAUUAACCUGAUGCUGAAGGACCUGUUCAAGCUGCUGGUGUCCUGUGUGGCGGAGCCUGCAGAGACCAUCUCCAGAGUGGGAUGUUCCUGUAUCAGGUAUGUGUUGGUGACAACAGGGCCUGUCUUUACUGAAGAGAUGUGGAGGCUAGCCUGCUGUGCCCUACAAGAUGCCUUUUCAGCAACCCUUGAACCUGUAAAGAACCUGCUAGCAUGUUUCCGGAGCGGUUCUGACACGUUCACGGGAGACGCGUGUGAAGUGAAAGUAGCGGCCCCCACCCACUCAGCUUCUGCAGAGGCUGAGUACUGGAGGAUCCGCGCCAUGGCCCAACAGGUCUUUAUGCUGGACACUCAGUGCUCUCCCAAAACUCCCAGCAGCAAAGAAGGGUUUGAGCAUGCUCAGUCCUGUGUGCUGAUCAUUGAGCUUCCUGCAGACCAGCAGUCCAACGGCCACACUCAGAAGAGGAAAAUUGGGAUUCCAUUCAGGACAAUCGUGGUGAGUCUGCUGUCCCACCAAGUGCUGCUGCAGAACCUCUAUGAUAUCCUGCUGGAGGAGUUUGUGAAGGGCUCCGGGGGCAAUGAAGCCCAGGAUCGGGUCACACCUGUGUCAGAGCCCAAAUCCGCUGGUUUCCUGCGUUACAUAUCCAUGCAGAACCUGGCCAUCAUCUUUGACCUGCUGCUGGACUCGUACCGCACAGCGCGAGACUUUGAUACGCGACCCGGCCUCAAGUAUCUCCUUAUGAAGGUGUCGGGGGUGUGCGGGGCUGCUAACCUCUAUCGGCAGUCCACCAUGAGCUUCAACAUUUACUUCCAGGCUCUGCUCUGUGCCAUGCUGACCAACCAGGAGAACAUCACUGUGGACCAGGUUAAGAAGAUCCUCAGCGAGGAAGAAGAGGGCAGCUCAGACUCUUCGCAGCAAUGCUCAUCUGAAGACGAGGACAUCUUUGAGGAGACUGCGCAGGUGAGCCCCCCGCGCGGAAGGGAGAAGCGGCAGUGGCGCACACGAGUCCCGUCUCUGAGCACCCAGCCUGUCAGCAGCGUGGACUGGGCCUGGUUGGUCAAGCGCCUGCACAAGCUUUGUAUGGACCUCUGCAACAACUAUAUCCAAAUGCAUCUGGACCUGGAGAGCAUCGUUGAGGAGCAGCCUCCUCUCCGGCCCCCAGAUGCCCUCUUCUUCCUGCCCCUCUUCCCCUCCGAGACCUCCACGCCUUCCACGGGGGGGCACUCAGGACGUGGGACGCCGUCGGAGGACGGCUUCCGCCUCCACCUGGCUGACACGCCCUCGGAGGAGGUGCAAAGCCCGGGUGUCGCCGGCACCAGCCUGCCCCAGCUGAGAGGCGAAAGGAGGGGGGCUGAGGCUGGGCGUAAGAAAGAGUGGUGGGAGAGUGCCAGCAACAAGCUGUACACCAUCGCCACCGACAAAACCAUCACCAAACUGAUGAUCGAGUACAAGAAGCGCAAGCAGCAGCACAACCAUGCCGCGUUCAUUAAAGAGGUAAAGGUGGGUGAAAAGAGGGCUGAAGCGGUGACUAUCAGAGGGCCAGACUCUCCGGGGCCCCAGAGGCCCCAGCAGCUGGUGGAACAGGGGCCCAUGCGACACUCGUUCAGUGCAGGACCAGAGCUGCUGCGGCAAGACAAGAGACCCCGCUCAGGCUCCACAGCAAGCUCCCAUAACAUCUCCCUGAGAGACUCAGAGGCGCAGAUACAAGCGUGGACCAACAUGGUCCUCACCAUCUUGAACCAAAUUCAGCUGUUGCCGGACCCCACAUUCAUCGCCCUCCAGCCGGCCGUGUUCCCAUGCAUCAGCCAGCUGACCUGUCAUGUGACUGACCUCAGAGUGCGGCAGGCGGUGCGCGAGUGGCUGGGACGUGUAGGUCGAGUUUACGACAUUAUCCUGUGAGGAGCUUGCGUCGUUUUUUUUUUUUUUGUUUGUUUUAUUUUGUUGUUGUCGCUGUUGUGAAUCAGCUUCGUUCACAGACCCGUUUGAUUGUAAUUUAUUUCCUGCCUUGGGAUGUAGCGCUGACUGGGCUAUGAAGGAUUUCCUCUGUUUCAUUUAUGAACUUAUUUAUUGUUGUACUCUGUUGUCUCCGUAGAACAUAUUUAUGUGAAUGCUUUGCAAAUCCUAUGCUAUUAUACUGAGAAUCUAUAUUUUGUUUAUUUAAACAAUACCCCUCAUAUGGUAUUGAGUACAACGACUUAUGAAAUUUACUUUAUCAAUAUUACAUUAAUAUUUAUUCCCAGUGAAUUAGUGUAGGGAAGUAGGUUGACUUUAUGCACUUUUGUUGACUUCGUAAACCUUAUCACUGCUAUUUCAAUGCUGUGGUUCAUUUGCAACUUUCACAUUGCAUCAAUUAACCUGCCUCUGCCGGGUCUUAAAAUAUGUACAAUAUUUUAAUUCUCAAAAAAUGUACAUAUUGUUUCUGGCGCAGGAAAAUCUCUCAGACUUUCCAGGUGAGUUUGCAUGGUUUGUACCUAAAUUUUAAUGUUUGUGUCCCAGAGCUAUGCCCAUCCUGAUCAUGAAAUUGUACCUGGCAUAUGAAUAAUUUCAAUUAACAGUUUAACUGUCUUUUUCAAAAGACAUAUUAAGUUGUUUUAAAGUACAAGUCUAAGGUCAGAUUGUUUCUAAGUAGCUGCCAACUAAUGACAAAAAUAGCUCAAGCUCAUGCAAAAAUAUAUUACUCACCACCGCCCUCUAAAGUUGUUAACAAACAUCAAGUAAACAAACAAAACUAAAUUGCUAUAGCUCCAGUCGGAAGUUAGAACUUUAUAGUUUUUGUGAGACCAAUGACUUGUUUUCUACUUUCUUCAUUUGCAUGUAUUUGCCCCGAAUCCUCUGAUGAAAACAUUCCCACUUGAAUUGUUUGUUCUGACGUAAAUGUAUGAGAAAGCAAACAACUGUUUAACAACUAACACCUAACUGCAAUCAGUUAAUUUUUAUGUAAUAAUUGUGCCUAAGAGGGGUUUGAUGUGCUCUUCUUGUGAUAGGAACAAAACAGCUCAUUAAUAGUAUCUUUAAAAAAAUACCCAUGUAAACAAUCACUUUUCUGUUUUCGGUAGCAUGUAUUAAAUUGGUUGACAAAGCCAACCACAGUAAUGCCCUUGUAACACCUUAGCAACCAGCUCGUAUAUGAUAGCUAUAGCUUAGGAAUGCCUUGGCCACCAGCUGGAAUACCAUAGUAACAAAGUAGCGAAACGUUUGCAACUACAUGGAAUAACAUAGCCACAGCAUAUCAACACCUUGCCAACAACCGACAUACCAUAGCAAAGGCCUAGCAACACCUCAGCAACUAUCUGGAAUAACAUAGCAAUGACCCAGCAACCCCUUAGCAACCAUCUGGGAUAAUAUAGCAACACAUAAGCAACCACUUGGGAUAACAUAGCAAAACUUUAGCAACCACCUGGGAUAACAUAAUAAGACCUUAGCAACCACGUGAGAUAUCAGCAACACCUUAGCAACCUCAUGGCGUUAUAUAGCAAUACCUCAGCAACUACCUGGGAUAAUAUCGCAACACCAUAGCAGCCACAUGGGAUUAUAUAGUAACACCUUAGCAACCACCUGGGAUAACAUAGCAACAUCUUAGCAGUCACCUGGGACAACAUAGUAACACUUUAGCAACCACCUGGGACAGCAUAGCAGCACCUUAGCAACCACAUGGGAUUAUAUAGCAAAAUCUUAACAACCAUCUGGAAUAACAUAGUAAUGACAGCAAAACUUAGCAAUCACCUGGGAUAACAUAACACCAUAUCAACCAUCUGGGAUAACAUAGCAACACCUUAGCAACCAUCUGGGAUAACAUAGCAACACCUUAACAACCACAUGGGAUUAUAUAGCAAAAUCUUAACCACAUAACAUCUUAACAUAGCAAUGACUUAGGAAAAACUUAACUGUCACCUGGGAUAACAUAGCAUCACCAUAGCAACCAUCUGUGAUAAAUUAGCAACACCUUAGCAACCACCUGGGAUAACAUAGCAGCACCUUAACAACCACCUGGGAUAAUAUAGCAACUUCAGUUCACGAAUCUUUCCCUACUAGUUCAUAUGUGAACUAAAUUCACAAGUGAACUAAAUUAAUUUGGUUUAAUUAAUAAUAAUUUUUGGUCGGAGGAUAAUCGAUUGAGCAAAAUCUUAAUGACGUUGAGUUUUGGUGACCAUCAUGUCUGAAAGCUGACGUCUGUUGUCUGAUCCUAAAUGCUGCGAUCACUGAUGCAGCUUUCAAAUCCCGUGUCGCUCAGUGUUGGCUCCAGACUCGUUGCCCUGCCUGGGUGACCCUGAUUACUCCCUCUUAGUCCACCGACAGUGGGAAGCCAUUUAAUGAGGGAAAUAACACACGAACAUCAAAGACGUUCCACUCAGGAUUGGAAUAAGGCCAAAUCAGCCACACUCAUCAAGAAUUAUCAAGAUUUUUUCUCACAGGUCUUUAAUAUUCUUAUUAAAUGGCUUUUUGGCUUCACAAGCCGUUUACCAAUACAUGUUCGUUGCUGUUCUCAUAUCCAUGAAUGGAUCAUUAUGGGCUCUGUGCACAGCACCACAUGACGCAUACACUGUUCAGUUACUGACUGAAGCAUAUUUAACCCUUUAAAUGUUUUUCUUGGUUUAAUGACAAACUUAGAGCUGGGUUUAACAGUUACUGUGCAUUUUAUGAGCUUAAUUGAGAUUUCCUGAAACCUGAAGGUUCAAAGCUGCUUAUUUUAUUAUAAGCUGUGUGUAAUUUGUCAUGUCAUCUGUAUCAGAAGGAUUCAUGGUCUUUCCAUUGUCUGAGGUUCUGCUUUUUAAUCCAGUUUUCAGAAUGAAAAAGUUACCAGUGUAGAAAAACCUUUUCAAGUAUCAUGGGGUUUAUGAUUGUAGCAUACGGUGCUGUGAUAAAGUCAGAGACCAUGUUUCACCCCUCAGAACAGCCAUUAAGUGCAAGGUUAUAUAUGUAGCCUCCUACACUCUAUAGAACCACCGGUGAUUCUAAAACGCACUUCGUCAUAUUCUUCAUAACUUUCAUAUUUCAUAAGCUACAGUACAUUCAGAAGCUGGGCGUCAUAUGAGGCUGUAACUCUUCUUUCCAGUCAAAUAGAUGGUGAUGUCAUUUUA
Molecule: messenger RNA, 10087 nt
Organism: Pygocentrus nattereri (red-bellied piranha)
Lineage: Eukaryota; Metazoa; Chordata; Actinopteri; Characiformes; Serrasalmidae
Gene: arfgef3
Product: ARFGEF family member 3
Exons: 36
Coding region: 321-6908 (2195 amino acids)
Biological process (GO): regulation of ARF protein signal transduction
Molecular function (GO): guanyl-nucleotide exchange factor activity
Source: RefSeq, a predicted model, not a curated record